This is a messenger RNA of Striga hermonthica, 951 nucleotides long. The record is from the annotation of a GenBank genome assembly. NCBI's taxonomy places the organism in Eukaryota, Viridiplantae, Streptophyta, Magnoliopsida, Lamiales, Orobanchaceae.
AUGUCAGCAAUGAUAAUGGAAAAUGUGGAGUGUGUUACUGCAUCAGACGUGAUUGAAAAUGGCGAAAUGCAAUCAUCAGUCGGCUCACAUAAUCUUCGUGCUAGCUCUCAUCAAUGUUCUUUGAAGCCUCAUGGUGUAGUUACAGGAAUUGGCCCGACAAGCGUCCAUGAAUUACUCGAAUGCCCUGUUUGCACUAAUUCUAUGUACCCACCGAUUCAUCAGUGUCAUAAUGGGCAUACACUCUGUUCCACAUGCAAGACGAGGGUACACAACCGGUGCCCUACUUGCAGACAAGAACUCGGGGACAUAAGGUGUUUGGCUCUAGAAAAAGUUGCCGAGUCACUCGAGCUGCCGUGCAAGUACUACUCCUUGGGAUGCUCGGAGAUUUUCCCAUACUACAGCAAACUCAAGCACGAGGCCCUUUGCAAUUUCAGACCGUACAACUGUCCUUAUGCCGGCUCCGAGUGUUCUGCGGCCGGUGAUAUUCCUUAUCUGGUUGGACAUCUGAGGGACGACCAUAAAGUGGACAUGCACUCUGGCUGCACGUUUAAUCACCGUUAUGUGAAGUCGAACCCUCGUGAAGUGGAAAAUGCAACAUGGAUGUUAACUGUAUUCCAUUGUUUCGGAGAAUAUUUCUGCCUCCACUUUGAGGCGUUCCAGAUAGGGAUGGCUCCCGUGUACAUGGCGUUCCUCCGUUUUAUGGGAGACGAGACGGAGGCGCGCAAGUACAGCUACAGCCUUGAGGUUGGGGGCAACGGGCGGAAGCUGAUAUGGGAGGGGACCCCACGCAGCAUUCGGGAUAGCCACCGUAAGGUGAGGGAUAGUCACGACGGCCUCAUUGUACAACGGAAUAUGGCUCUGUUUUUCUCCGGUGGGGACCGAAAGGAGCUCAAGCUCAGGGUUACCGGCAGGAUUUGGAAGGAGCAGCACAAUCCCACCCAAUCGUUGUAG